AUGGCACUAAUCGAGGUCAUCGCUAACGAUAGGUUGGGUCGCAAAGUACGGGUGAAGUGCAGCCCCGACGACACAGUAGGAGACCUCAAGAAGCUGAUUGCUGCACAAACCGGAACCGACUUCCGAAAGAUCCAGCUCAAGAAGUGGUACACGAUCUACAAGGACCACAUCACGCUGGCAGACUACGAGAUCCACGAUGGGAUGAGUCUCGAAAUAAAUCAUCACCAUCCAUCUCUCCCGGCGCCCGUCGUGCACAGCAGCUUCUCAGUGCAACAGUCAAAAUCCCAUGUCCUCGCAGGGGUUCAGGACGCGUAUUGGAGUGACGAUGACGCAGACGAUGCGGAAUGCCCUCUUUGCCUCGAGGAGAUGGACAUCUCAGACAUAAACUUCAAGCCGUGUCCAUGUGGUUACCAGAUAUGCCGAUUCUGUUGGCAUCAUAUCAAAGAGAAUCUGAACGGACGAUGCCCCGCGUGUCGUAGACAAUAUACCGAUGACGCUGUGGAAUUCAAGGCCAUAGCCAAGGACGACCACAAGCGCCUUACGCAACAGAAGAAGCAGCGGGAGCGAGAAAGGAAGGAAUUGGACGCGUUAGGUCGCCGCCAACUUGCCAAUGUGCGGGUCGUACAGCGGAACGUUGUUUACGUUGUGGGAAUUGGCCCCCGAUUCGCGAAGGAGGACCUAAUAUCGACUUUGCGUUCAAACGAUUACUUCGGUCAAUACGGGAAGAUAUCGAAGAUGAUUUUGGUCAAACGAACGCAGUCAGGAGGUGGAGCUCCCGUGGUCGGGCUCUAUAUAACAUACCAUCGGCGUGAGGACGCUGCUCGGUGCAUCGCAGCCGUUGAUGGCUCGCCCUCUCCCGGUGGUGGGCGCGACGUCAUGAGGGCUAGUCAUGGGACGACGAAGUAUUGCAUGGCAUUUCUGCGCGGUUUACCAUGCUCCGAUCAAAGCUGCAUGAACCUUCACGAAUGGGGUGACGAGAAGGAUUGUUUCACGAAGGAAGAUCUAACUACGCUGAAACACGCUAUGAAGGACACGGAGACUCGUGCUCGAGCUACGCCUAUACCGGCACCUCCAAAGCGCGAAGAAGCGGAUGGUCUCCCUCGUAAUGCAGCGUGGGGAUCAAAAGCGCCAACUAUCCUAGCAUCUCUCGGACUUCCAUCCUCUAAUGCUGCUGCUGCCACUCAACGAUCUGGACGACGAACCACAACCACCCGACAAACACGUGCCACGAACAACGUCUCCCACACAGAGACAAAGCCCGCUCGAGCCGUUCAUGAACGUAAGACCGUCGUCACGUCGGUUGGUGCUACAAAGACUCCCUCUAUCGCCUCGUCCUCUCGGCCAUCAACUCCAGCAAACGCCAUGGCAUCACAAAGGCCUGCAACUCCCCCUGACGUUAAAGCCCUCCGACAGAAGGCAUGUUCGCCUGCUCCAUCCCCGUCCCCGGCACCAUCUACUGCUGUGGAAUCCGAUCUGGGCUCUGGGUCUCAAGACGUUCCUCCUUCUCCUGCGCCUCGGCCUGCAUCUGCAGAGUCCGCCCCAUUUUCCGCACCGACUACGCCAGCUGUGCCUCCUGGUUUGCCCAGUGCACCACCUGGCUUGCCUGGCCCCCCUGGCCUGCUGCACCCUAGUAAAUCGAAGACUGAUAAUUCACAGCCCUCGUCUUACCAAAUUUCGACUGCUGCACAAGCAUUACUGGACGAUGUCAAAGCUCGCCGUGUCAACCCGAACCCAGCUUCGAACGGCAUCAGUCCUUUCCCGGACCUAGAUCGCACGUUAAACUCGAUCAGUGGACUGACGAACGAGCUUGGUGGCUUCAGCUUUAAUCUGGACCCCAAGCUUGCCGGCAAUGACACUGAUGCUACGAUCCCGGAGCUCGAAAUGGAAGCGAUGACACCCUUUUCUGGUACCUUCAUGGACGCAUUUCCUGCCGUGCGGCCUACCUCUCGCCAGCAGUCUCAGUCAUUCAUAGCUCCUCCCGGUCUCUCAUACCCCCACAGUCCCAACCGGUCCAUUUACGACCCCCUAGCUAUGCGACCAUCACCUAUUGAAAGACCGUCUACCGAUAGCCCUAAUUAUUCAGGUUCAUUCAACCCUUUCUCUGAGUCAGCAGAUGGGGCCUCAAGAGCAGACUUCCCAGACGAAGAGAGGAGGGUAUCACGAUUUAAUUUCGCACGGGGGCGUCAAGGCUCCGCCGCUCACUCAGGUUUACCCGCUGAGGUAUCCGCACUCCGCUCGAGUGAUAUGCGUCAAUUGUCGAUGUCCUUGAAUGACAAUGUGUCAUCUCCUCAGCAACAACAGUGGAACAUGCAUCGUGAUGAAAUGUACAAUCACACUCAUUCCCCAAUGCCCCAGCAACAUACCCCCAACGUUCCAGUUCAACAGCAGAUGAACCGUUUCCAACCCUUUGACACUAGCAUGAGCCUUAGCGAGGCGCAACUCCGAGAGUUUAUUCAGUCGAGCCGCCGACGCGAUCCUACAGUACAUUCAAGUGUUCCAGCCCCAAACCUUUAUCAAUAUCCAUCAAACCAGCCUUUCAGCGAUCCUGCCAUCAUGUCUGCUAGGUUCGCUUCCCCUACGCUGUCCAGUGCUGUAACUUCAAACGGCAACUAUUCCAACUCGGUGCAUACUCCGGGAUCCAUCUCCUCUCAUGGGCCUCCUCCUGGCCUCUCGUUUCCUCCCGGUAUCCCACUGGGUUCUGGCGCCGAUAUCCACGCACAGGGAAAGACUCUGGACUCGUCUCUGAACAUGGACGCAUUCCACCUCACUGCACCUCCAAACGUUCCUGAGUCUUCUUCACCUUCGCCUUCUCCUACUCCCGCUCUAUCAAACACGGACUUCCCUGCUCUCGGUGCCGACACCGGUAUCGCUAGUGCCCAUCCUGAGUCAGAUCUUACCAGUGGUACUCAGACUUCUGAUGAAACUACGAAGGAUAUGUCCAAAGCUGCACGUAAGGCAGAGAAGAAAGCUGCCGCUGCUCAGAGAGCUCUAGAGAGACAAAUGGCUGCCCAGGAGAAAGCUGCGGCGAAGGCGGUUGAGAAAGCUAAGCUUGCGCAAGAAAAGGCUGCGGAGAAAGAGAGGGAGGCUGAGCUGAAGGCGGCGCGGGAAGAGGCGGAGAACGCGAGACUGGCUCAUGAGAAGGUGGAGAGGGAGAAGGCUGCGAAGGAGAGGGCGGAAAAGGCGGAGAAGGAGCGUCUGGCGAAGGAGGAAAAGAGGCUGGCGGCGCAGGCAGCGAAGGAGAAGGCACAGAAGGUUGCCAAACAGGCUACAAGUCAAAAUGGAGUGAAGUCUGCAGCUGGGGCUGGCAAGGGACAGCAACUCGCGACGGUGCAGGAAGAACCUAUCCAGGCGCCCGUGAUGUCCAGGAUGCCGAAGAAGAAUAAGCCUGCCUCUCGCCCCAUCCGUAUUCCCAAGGAGGACGACGUCCCUCCCGACGAAGCUUCCAGCGUCCCUUCCGCCGCCUUGUCAGAUGCUGGCAGAGCAGCUAACCUUCAAGGCACGGGCUCCAAUAAUUCCCGAGCCCAGUCGGUUGACCAUUUAUCACCCUCAGAGCCGACCUCACUUGCGGAGCUCCUGGACGAAAUUGAGUUGAAGAAUCCGAAUAUGGAUCUGCCUAAUCACUCCUUCUUCGAUCUGCAUAAGAUCAACCCGGCCGCGAAGAUGCCACUCGAAUAUGGACCUCUCGUACAUGCGCUCUCUGCGCUCUCUGUCGGAGGCGGCUCGUUUGCGACAAACAUGCCUUCGGGGUCCAUCGAUAAUGCGGUGUCGUCAUUUCAGCAACUUCUAGAGACGUUGACGCAGACCAUAUCUGAUCUGCUUCGCCUGCUUCCGAGGACAACCUGGGAUGACAGCUCUUCGUUUGAUGGCGUUCUCCGCGAUAUGCUCAAAGGCGACGAUUUUCUGGAUGAGGCGGGCGAGGAUUCCAACGGGAAGGACGACGAGGUAGCUGCUCUCACUCUCGCUUUGGAGCGUCGCGCUCGGUGGAUGGAGGUGCAGCUGUCAAAGCUGGAGGAACUUCACCGCGAUAUUAACAACGCUGCUGUACGCGCAGUGCUCGCACUUAACGACGGUGGCUGGGACCGCCACGGCUUCAUGCCGCGCUCGCGCAACACUCUCCGUCGAUUCGAUAACAUCGGGUUGAUCGAGCAGGACGGGGAUUGGCGCCCGAUGAACGCAGACGAGCUGGAGAAGAAACUUAUUGUCGCGAGGGAGGCAGCCGUGUUUGCGGAGACUGAGCUUAGGGAGGCGAUGGAUAGGAUGCAGGACGUGAAGCCGAUGGAGCUCGAGGAGUAUUGA
Messenger RNA from Coniophora puteana RWD-64-598 SS2, 4296 nucleotides. RefSeq lists its product as uncharacterized. Gene Ontology annotation, molecular function: nucleic acid binding; ubiquitin-protein transferase activity; protein binding. The record is from RefSeq and is a predicted model, not a curated record. Gene Ontology annotation, biological process: protein ubiquitination. NCBI's taxonomy places the organism in Eukaryota, Fungi, Basidiomycota, Agaricomycetes, Boletales, Coniophoraceae. Bases 1 to 4296 code for a protein of 1431 amino acids. The transcript is spliced from 13 exons. Gene Ontology annotation, cellular component: CCR4-NOT complex.